Procambarus clarkii (red swamp crayfish) is the source of this 2515-nucleotide messenger RNA. RefSeq names its product eukaryotic translation initiation factor 4H. Gene Ontology annotation, molecular function: RNA binding. The record is from RefSeq and is a predicted model, not a curated record. NCBI's taxonomy places the organism in Eukaryota, Metazoa, Arthropoda, Malacostraca, Decapoda, Cambaridae.
CACUCGCCGCGUCAUUCACUUGAAACCAACAUGGCAGGUUUCUAUGAUGAUCAGUAUUCCCGGUAAGAUUGAAUAUUCCAGUGCGUGUUAAAUCAGAGAGCUACUUAUUACCCUCGAAGCGUGAUCAGUCCCGUCGCUAAGCACCCGGGGCACCUGAAAGCCUCUUUACCCGGUAGGGUUCCAUUGUAAAAAAGAGUGAAAAGUUGAAGAGUUCGCAGAGUGGCGUGUGGUCGGCUGUGGGCGCAUAUCGUUCUCAGUGAUUCCUCUUGGCCUCCAGAAGUCUGCGGCUCAUUUACCCGGCUGUGAGAGGCUGUACCCCGGCUCCCAGGUGGCGUGGCGUCUCCUCUACUGGCCAGCACCAGCGUUAGUGCUCACGGAGUCACCACAAUGGCUGACAAUGACAUUUAUCGUGGGAGUGGAGGUGGUGGUGGUGGAGGACGUUACAAUGAUAGCGGUCGAGGAUAUGGAGGAAGCCGACCCCGGAAACCUCUCCCAACUGAGCCCCCCUACACGGCCUUUGUCGGGAACCUCCCACCCGGCAUUGUCCAAGGGGAUAUCGACCACAUAUUUAAAGAUCAAAGAGUUCGCUCGGUUAGAUUGGUGCACGACAAUGACUCUGGGAAAUUUAAAGGUUUUUGCUAUGUGGAAUUUGAAGAUGUUCAAAGUUUAGAAGAUUCACUGUCAUUCGAUGGAGCAUUAUUUAUUGACAAAAACAUUAGAGUGGAUAUCGCUGAGUCUCGGCGUGGAGAGCGAGGAGGAGGAUUUGAUCGGGGUCGUGGCAGGGGACGAGGCGGUGGACGAGGUGGGGACAUGAAUGAUUUCCGAGGAAGACGAGAUGCUUCAGAUGACUUUGGUGGUCGUUUUAAUAGAAGGGAAGAUGACCGAGGUGGAAGAGGAGGUGGAGGUCGUGCAGGUUUUCCUGCAGGUACAGGUGGUAGGUAUGGUGGAUUUGAAGAGCGUGGUGGUGGCGAGCGAGGAGGGGGUGAUCGAGGAAGCUUCGGUGGAAGAAGUCGUGGAGGGCCACCCGGACCACCUAGUGGGGAUCGCCCUGGACGAGGCGGUGCUGCUGCCCCCGGUGAAGGCGGCUAUAUGAGACGUGACCGCCGAGACAGUGAUCGCUCUCGUAACUUUGAUGACUUCAAGGAACCAGAUCCCGUGGGAGUUUCGUUGUCAGCGGCGUUGCAGUCUCCCCCACCCUCCGGCUCCCCACCACUCUCAGCUGAGGAAUUGUCUCAGAGGCCAAGACUGAAGUUAUUGCCAAGAACUAAAAAGGACCCUGUAAAUCAGAUUGCUGAAACAUCGCAAACAAGCAGUAUAUUUGGCGGAGCAAAGCCUCGGGAGGAAAAAGCUAGAGAUGACUUACAGGAAUAAACAUAAAUAGUUUCUGUAUUCCAUGUGUAGCAGAUGGUGUUAUGCACAGAUGGACCUGCAUACUUUUUGGUUGAGGCUUUUUAUUCCUGCACUAUGUUGUACAUAUGAGGAUGAUGGCCUCCUCCCUCCUCAGCCUUGCAACUGUAGGGUAGCCUGGGCCUACCUUCUCCUCAUCCUCGUCUACUACUGAAGCAAUGGUUUUGGUCAAGCAGCGGCAAAGAUUGACAUGAAUUUUUUAAAGUGAAAAUAUAUUUACUGGCUUUUACUGCAGUGUUAAACUUGAGAUUAACAUGGAAAAAUAAUAUUAAUAUACUGUGUGGGUUUGUGUAAUGUGACAUUGAACUUGCCAGUGAUUUGAACCUAUUGUGAGUGUGUUAAUAGACUACAAAAAUUCUUAGGCAUUUAUCAUUUAUUGCUUUGAGAGACUUGACACUCCUUUUUGUGUCAUGAUGAAAUGUGUGAAAUUAACUUACACAUUGAAGUAAUCAAACUUUCACACAUUACAAGCUCCAGAUAGCAGCCCUUGGGAACCCAAGUGUAUACAAAUCCUUGGUAGCCACCGAGCUUGCUUAAGAUUUCCCGCCAACUUGCCCCGUUUUUAACCCCCUGCUAUGUACGCAGAAUAAGUACCACAUGCCACAAUGUUGUCCAGCCACAUUGGUUGUUAAAUGUAUUAUGCUUCUAGGAUAAAAUGGCUUACAGCACAGUGGCCUGUAGUACAUACAAUUAAACUAUACUAUACUAUGACCAUAUAAUGUUGUGAAACUACUCAGACAUUUCUUGGUUUUUGCCAAGGCAUUUGUUUUAACAAUAACUGGUCUCUGAACUUAUUUUUGAUGCUGCAGGUUAAAUAAAUACAUGUAGUAUAGAUCUGUUGGAACUUUGGCAACUUUUGUUGUUACUCUUGUUCUAAUUUUUUACACAAGAUCCACAGUUACUUGCAUGGAGAAAUUGAGAAAUUACUUGCUGGCAAGGCAUUAGGUUCUUUUUCAUGUGUUGCUUUUUUUGUUAGUCCUGUAUUUUUAUCCGGUGUCCAUUCAAGGGAAGUAUGUAUGUUUGCCAUUCAAAGGAAGAUUUGUUCUUAAUUAUUAUACUGUCUUCGGUGAGUCUGUUCAGAUCACAAUAAAUUUAAGUAAUUUCUAAA